This is a messenger RNA of Dipodomys ordii (Ord's kangaroo rat), 2610 nucleotides long. It is a transcript of the gene Clca1, whose product is annotated as chloride channel accessory 1. The transcript is spliced from 14 exons. The coding region runs from base 1 to 2610 and encodes 869 amino acids. Gene Ontology annotation, molecular function: intracellularly calcium-gated chloride channel activity. The record is from RefSeq and is a predicted model, not a curated record. Gene Ontology annotation, biological process: chloride transport. Lineage: Eukaryota; Metazoa; Chordata; Mammalia; Rodentia; Heteromyidae.
AUGGAAUCACUGAAGGGCUCUGUCUUCCUCGUGAUCCUUCACCUUUUAGGAGGAGCCCUAAGCAGUUCCCUCAUUCAGCUGAACAACAAUGGCUACGAAGGCAUUGUCAUUGGCAUAGACCCCAGUGUGCCAGAAGAUGAAGCACUCAUUCAACAAAUAAAGGACAUGGUGACUCAGGCAUCUCCAUACCUGUUUGAAGCAACAGGGAAAAGAUUUUACUUCAAAAAUGUUGCCAUUUUGAUUCCUGAAAACUGGAAGACAAAACCUGAUUAUGUGAGGCCAAAACUCGAGACCCUCAAAAAUGCUGAUGUUCUGGUUGCUGAGACCAGUCCUCCAGGUAAUGACCAACCCUAUACUGAGCAAGUAGGAAAGUGUGGAGAGAUGGGCGACAGGAUUCAUCUCACUCCGAACUUCUUAGCAGGGAAGAAGUUGCUUCAAUAUGGACCCCAAGGUAGGGCAUUUGUCCAUGAGUGGGCUCAUCUAAGAUGGGGAGUAUUUGAUGAAUACAAUAAUGACCAGAAGUUCUACUUAUCCAAAGGAAAACCCACACCUGUAAAUCCCCCAAAUACUAAAGAUAUGAACAAUGAAGAGAAAAAGAUAAUUUGUGGUUGCAUCGUGGAAUUCUGUACAGAAAAGAACCACAAUGCUGAAGCCCCAAACCUGCAAAACCAAAGAUGCAACCUUCGAAGCACUUGGGAAGUCAUCCGUGAUUCCGAAGACUUUAAGAAAACCACUCCUAUGAGCACUCAGCCACCCAUGCCCACCUUCUCAUUACUGCAGAUCGGAAAAAGAAUUGUGUGUUUAGUCCUCGAUAAGUCUGGAAGCAUGUCGAGUGGCAAUCGCCUUAACAGAAUGAAUCAAGCAGGCAAGCUAUUCCUGCUGCAGACUGUGGAGCUGGGGUCCUGGGUGGGGAUGGUGAUGUUUGACGGAGCUGCCUACAUCCAAAGUGAACUCAGACAGAUAAACAGUGGGACAGACAGGGAUGCGCUCACCCGAAGCUUACCCACUGUGGCCGCAGGAGGGACAUCCAUCUGCUCUGGACUUCGAUCAGCAUUUACUGUGAUUAGGAAGAAAUAUCCAACCCAUGGUUCUGAAAUUGUCCUGCUGACAGAUGGGGAGGACAACACUAUAAGUGGGUGCUUUAACGAGGUGAAACAAAGCGGAGCCAUCAUCCACACAAUUGCUUUGGGUCCUUCUGCCGCUAAAGAAUUAGAGCAGCUGUCCAAAAUGACUGGAGGUUCACAAACAUCUGCUUCCGAUCAGGCUCAGAACAAUGGCCUCAUUGAUGCCUUUGCAGCCCUUGCAUCAGGAAAUGGAGCUCUCUCCCAGCGCUCCAUCCAGCUGGAAAGUAAGGGAUUCGCCCUCCAGAGCUCUCAGUGGAUGAAUGGCACAGUGAUCGUGGACAGCACCGUGGGAAAGGACACUUUGUUUCUUAUCACCUGGACAACCCAACCUCCCCAAAUCUUUCUCUGGGAUCCCAGUGGAAAGAAACAAGAUGGCUUGGUAGUAGACAGAAACACCAAAAUGGCCUACCUUGAAAUCCCAGGCACUGCCAUGGUUGGAGUUUGGAAAUACAGUCUGCAAGCAAGUUCACAAACGCUGACUCUGACUGUCACCUCCCGUGCAUCAAGUGCUACCCUGCCUCCAAUUACAGUGACCUCCAAAAUGAACAAGGACACGGGCAAAUUCCCCAGUCCUAUGGUAGUUUAUGCAAAUAUUCGCCAUGGGGCCUCUCCUGUCAUCAGGGCCAGAGUCACAGCCUUGAUUGAAUCCGUGAACGGAAAAACAGUUACUUUGGAAUUAUUGGACAAUGGAGCAGGUGCUGAUGCUACCAAAGAUGAUGGUGUCUACUCAAGGUAUUUUACAGCUUAUGAUGCAAAUGGUAGAUACAGUGUGAAAAUAAGGGCUCUAGGAGGAACAAAUGCAGCCACACAGAGAGCAACGCCUCAGCAGAGUGGAGUCAUGUACAUCCCUGGCUGGAUUGAGAAUGGUGAAAUCAAAUGGAAUCCCCCACCUCCUGAAACCAAUAACGAACUUCAAGUGAAGCAAGUGUGCUUCAGCAGAACAUCUUCAGGAGGUUCAUUUGUGGCCUCCAGUGUGCCAAAGGCUCCCAUCCCUGACCUCUUUCCACCUUGCCAAAUCACUGACCUGAAGGCGAAAAUCCAAGGGGACAAUCUCAUUAAUCUGACUUGGACAGCUCCUGGGGAUGACUAUGAUCAUGGGCGAGCUUACAAGUAUAUCAUUCGAAUAAGUGCAAGUAUUCUUGAUCUGAGAGACAAGUUCAAUGACUCUGUUCAAGUGAACACUACUGAUCUCAUCCCAAAGGAGGCCAACUCUGAGGAAGUCUUUGUGUUCCAACCAGAAAACACUGCUUUUGCAAAUAACACUGAUCUCUUUAUUGCUAUUCAAGCUGUUGAUAAGGCCAAUCUGAAAUCAGAAAUAUCCAAUAUUGCCCGGGUAUCUUUGUUUAUUCCUCCUCCAGAGUCACCUAGUCCCACUAAAAAUUCUACUAUUUGUCUUGAAGUCAAUAGUAGCAUUUCUGGGCUUCAAUUUUUUAAAAUUAUGUGGAAAUGGUUUGGAGAAAUGCAAGUGUCACUAGGUUUGCACUGA